AUGGAGUCCUUUGGAAAGGGAAUGAACGAGAAAUUGAACGAAAAAUCGAAAGGCCUGAAGGGCCUUCGACACAACUUGAACUAUCUGGCCGAUACCUUAUACAAUGAGAUCAACAGCCGUUUUCUUCGUGAUCUAGGCCAAGGCCAGAGAGAAAUAUUGAACGAGACAGAAAACGAGAUAAAAAACUACCUCGAGAAUACCAAAGAUCAAAUUAUAGACGACUGCAUACUAUGGCUCAUUCUCAUGAAUGCGGUGGAGAAGUUUGAACCGGCAUCACCUGAAGAUAUAGCGCCUACACCUACACAAAAAGACAGCAGCGAUAUGGAAAACGACAUGGACAAUCCAAAUUUCCGAAUCAUUCGCAUCAUACUGGAUAUAGCACCGCAUCUAUCGUUUGAGAGUCUCCAAAGCCCCGCGAGUGAAAUCAUUGGUUGGGAUCGAGAGAGUGUAAUGCAGCGGUGCAAAGCGAAUCACCCACCCGGCAGGGAUAGAAAAACAACGCCGUUUCACUCUGCGGCCCAGAGUGGACAUGGUGACAUAGUCGCGCAUAUGUUAAACCAGGGGAACAGCCUCCUUUCCACCACGAAUGGCGGCUGGGACCCCCAAGACUUUCUCAAUAUGCUUCAGCAACCAAAGCCGGACCGUCGGCAUGCUCGUUCUGCUCUUAGCCUCGCCGCGAUAAGUGACAGAGGGCUGGAAACCGUUGAAAUUCUUCUCAGAUAUAAUCCAAAAAUCGCAAUCAGCCCAACCGACAAUACAUUCGAGACAAGCUUGGAAAAUGGAGAUAAUGACAUUGUCGACGCAUUCUUCAAAUACGACGACUUACAAAAGAGGUUUACUACAGCUGAAAAUAUUCUUUUGGCGCUGGAGUAUUUGAAAACAAAUACGCCGGAGCAAGGAGAUCCACCAGAGAACUAUAUCAAGGUCGUCUGCACGCUAAUCAGCCAUGCUCCAACAAAGGAAGAAAUCAAUAACGAGGUUGUCAAGGAAAUUAUCCGACUCAAUUUGAGGUGCGUGUGGGAGAAAAGAAAUAAGAACAUCAAGCUAGAAAUCUCUGGAUUUCUUCAUAUCGCUGUCCAAUGUCAAAACGCUGAGUUUGUAAAGAUGUUCAUGGAUGAAUAUCCGGAGUCCGUGUUCAAACCAAUUGGCAAUAAAUAUGCCCUUUGGCACAACAACCACUUGGCCUCUAAGGAAUUUCGAAGCAUGGAGGAGUUACAGAGCGAAGCAAAUCGCAGCAUUCGCGACAUGUUGGUCACCAAAAUCAUCAAGGGGGACCCAACUUUGAAGAUGCAGCAGCUCUUGGAAAUAUUCCGAGACUCGAAAGAGAUUAAUGAGCCCGCCGAGCGACUUUGGAAUGUAGAAAUUGUUGACGAACUAUGCUUUGACCUCUCCCGUUUCAACUCGAAGAAAUAUCCAGUGUCUGAUUUUGUGCGUUCACUCAUCAGUCACCAAGACAACCCAGAUCUGUUGUCCUACGAGCAUACUCUAAAAUACGCCGAGUUCCCUGAAUUAGACGCGAAUGAUGAUGAAAAGGAAAUAUUCGGCGACGGUGUUCAUCAUGAACACGACGAAGUUUUUCUUAUCCUCGACUGGCUGAGAAACGAUAAAAAGGUUCGCGAGAUAAUCCAACUCAUAGUGCCGGAUAGACUUGUGAAUCCACACAACGAAGUCAAGAUAGGAAACUACGUGAAGUUGUUCCAAGUCCAGGUUCUCAAUUGGCGGUUCCUGGACCUCUCUAUUACGGUGCUCCCUGACCAAGAAACGAAAGAGAGGAUUACAGUGCUUCAUUUAUACGCAAGCGGUAAGAGGGCGGCUAUCAGCCAUUGGACCGGUGAGAAUGGUAUCUUGACGCUUCCCAAUCUUACAAAUCUUAAGAUUCAUAUCAUACAGGACUUGAUGACGAAGGAGAAUGGCGACUCUACAACUCAAUACAUCAGCCAAGAAUUUGAAGUCUUGGUGAAGGGUAUAAACAAUAAAAGGAAGCAAAAUGGCCGAGAUGAGCUAGAAGUGAGCUGCACUCUUGAUUCAUGGAAUCCUGCACAAAUGAGAUUGGCAGACCUAGAAGAAAUAUCCGAACGAGCUGUCCCUAAACUGUAUCGUUUCAUAAAAAGCUACCGAAAGUAUGUGCGCGACUUACGAGUGAACGAAGGAUAUGCAUUCAGGCCAAUAAAGGUCGCACUGAUCGAUAAUGGCGUUCUCAGCAUCUCGCCACGAGCUGAGAACCUUUGGGAUCACUCCAAUCAUAUACAUACAUUCGACAAGUUAUCAAGCAAUGGCACCUUUCAGAAUUCCAACAUGAAAACCCAAGGCGAAGACCCAAAGGACCAAAGUAAUGAUGUCAAGUCAAAUGUUAGAAAAGAGACUGAAAACCACAAGACUUUAUGGUCUCGCAUUAAGGGCGGCAGGUCUUUCGUGGAGGGCCCUUUUCGAGUUAGCCCAUGGUUGUUCGCGUCCAAUCCACACGGAACACAGAUGGCUAAUUUAAUAUGUGCCAUCGAUCCAUGGUGCGACCUCUACGUGGCCAAGGUUACAGAAGGCAGGGCUGGAAUACUCUCUACAAGGGUUACAAGAGCAAUUGAAUGGGCAAUUUCUCAAAAUGUUGACAUUAUUUCGAUGAGUUUUGCUAUUUCGGAGAGGACUAAUGAACUUGAAAAGGCUUGCAGAAACGCAGCCGAUAAAGGUAUUGUUUUGCUUUGCAGCACUCAUGAUGAAGGCCUCGGGGUUUCCACCACAUAUCCGGCAGGCUUUCAUGACACCAUUACUAUCACUGCUUGCGACGAUUAUGGGAAAGUACUUCGCCCCGGGCCCCCAGACGACGGAGGCUCCUUUCAAUAUAAAGUCCAGGGCCAGUCGGUGGCGGCAGGGGUCAUUCCCUUUCUGGACUCUGAUGAUUAUAUUUCAGGAAGCUCUGUUGCUACAGCCAUUACUGCAGGGUUGAGCUCAUUGAUCUUGUCUUGCGAUAGAAUUGCCAAGAAUCCGCCGGGAAACUCUUCUUCAAAUGAGGGCUCUUCAAAUGAGAGCUCUUCAAAGAACGGCCAUCCAAGCACUCCCGUGCUUGAAAGGCAGAACAACUACAAGAAGAACAUUAUAAUGAAGCAUCUAAAAGAGAUGCUAGCAAAGGAGAGUAAAGAUUACAUCUUAUUGGAGAAUUUUGCUGAAAUCAACAAGAAAAUUCAGGAUGGACAGGACAUUAAGGCCAGUGAAAUAAUCAGAUCAUACUUUCGAUUAGCCACCUUUAGCGAGAUAUAG
Trichoderma aggressivum f. europaeum is the source of this 3249-nucleotide messenger RNA. RefSeq lists its product as uncharacterized. Gene Ontology annotation, biological process: proteolysis. The coding region runs from base 1 to 3249 and encodes 1082 amino acids. Lineage: Eukaryota; Fungi; Ascomycota; Sordariomycetes; Hypocreales; Hypocreaceae. Gene Ontology annotation, molecular function: serine-type endopeptidase activity; protein binding. The transcript has 7 exons. Gene Ontology annotation, cellular component: Golgi apparatus. The record is from RefSeq and is a predicted model, not a curated record.